UAUUUAAACACCUGCAAAAAAAUAGAUAUGAUGAAUUGGUCUGGUUAUGGUUGUGGAGUUUGUCUUGCGUACGUAGAGCUGGAUUAUAGUGGUGACAGCAAAAUUGCAAUUGCAGCUGACAAGUUCCCUGUUUUGUAUGUCAGUUAUAUUUGUGGCGUUUGUUAUUUAUGCAUGGGCGGAGCUCUGUCGGUAGCUGUUUUUUUUAGUGUCGAGUGGUAGCAUGUAUGCUGACUGUUAUGAAUUUGUUCGUUUCGCAGGGUGAGGCUCAGGAAAGUACCUGAUGAGAGGGACAUGAACCCCGACAGGAAAACGGCACUUGAGUUGUCUAUCCGUGCUUAUGCCGAAAAAUGUGAAGGGCAUGUCAUCAAUCCAAAAAUUGGCACGGAGUUUGACUCGCUGGAUGAGGCGUAUGAGUUCUACAACCUAUAUUCAUGGGAGACUGGGUUUGGUAUACGGCUGGCAAAGAGCAGGCUCAACCGUGCAAAGAACAAGAUGUAUGCAAGAGAUUGUCUGUGCAUGUGCGCUACGUGUGUGGAAAAAAAGGGUCCCCAUUGAAGGAGAACAACCGUUCUUCGAGGUGUGGUUGCAGUGCAAUGAUAAGGCUGCUCCGAUCAAAGGAUGCCGGGUGGUACAUAUCAGAGCACAAAGCAGGGCACAACCAUCCGCUUUCCGUUACGUGUGGCCAGAAAAUGCAUUGUAAGUCACAUAGGCAUAUAGACAGAUAUACCAAAGAUCUUGUGAAGCAGCUUAGGGAUAAUAAUGUUGCCCUCGGGAAGGUUUUCAGCAUUGUUGGUAGCUUCUUUGGUGUCGCGGAGAAUGUGCCUUUUACAAAGAGGUCGUUGAAGACAUUAUGCAAGAAGCUCAACAAGGAGCAGUCAGAUUUUGAUGCUGUCAAGACGAUGAACUUGCUUGGGGAGAUGAAAGCUAAUGAUCCAGAUUUCAACUACACCGUGUAGGUCAACGAGGAGAGCCGCAUAAAGACACUUAUGUGGGUGACGAGUAGGGGGUGCGAUCAGUACAGGUGUUUCGGAGAUGCAAUAACAUUUGACACCACCUAUAGGACAAACUUGUAUGAUAUGCCGUUUGGUCUGUUUGUCGGCGUCAACAACCACUUCCAGAGCAUAAUUUUCGGGGGAGCGAUGAUGAGAGACGAGAAAGAGGAAACAUUCAAGUGGAUAUUCAAGGAGUUUGUCUGUAUGGUGGGUGGGAAACACCCACAGACAAUACUUACAGGUUGGUGUGCCGGCACGUGAGUGUGGUUUUCGUAACUUAUUGAUGCGAUGAUUUCCUUGUACAUUUCUCGUUGUCCGAUCAUUUCCCCGUUUUGUUUUGUUGGGUUACAAAUGUAGAUCAGGCACGCUCCAUGGAGCUGGCAAUCGAAGCAGAGCUGCCCAAUACCGUGCACCGCUGGUGCAAAUGGCAUGUUUUGAAAAAGGCGAAGGAGUCCAUGGGCGUUCUUUGGAGCAAGAACAGCGACUUCAAACUGGAAUUUCACAAGCAUGUCCAUCACAUGAUCACGGAAGAAGAGUUUGAGGAGGGCUGGAGCCAGAUGCUGGAUAAAUACUCCUUGAAGAAACAUCCAUUCUUAACGCAGAUAUAUGAGGUCAGGCAUAAAUGGGCAAAGCCAUAUUUCAGAGGGGUGUUCUGUGCCAGGAUGACAAGCACUCAACGGAGCGAGAGCGCCAACCAUCUGUUGAAAGGUUACAUGCUGCGAGGGUGCCCAAUGCAUCUGUUUCUUAAGCAAUUCCAGAAACUGCAAUUUGACAGAGAGGCGGAGGAGAGUUUCCAGGAGAAGAGGACAUCCUGGUGAGUGUGUUGGGUUUUUUUUUCAACGUCAUUAUGGUUCUUCCGUUG
Aegilops tauschii subsp. strangulata is the source of this 1854-nucleotide messenger RNA. The record is from RefSeq and is a predicted model, not a curated record. NCBI's taxonomy places the organism in Eukaryota, Viridiplantae, Streptophyta, Magnoliopsida, Poales, Poaceae.